UUAUUCUUAGAUUUUCCCUCUUCUCCUUUCUGCUCUAUUUUUUCAUUAUCAUCUAAAAAAAGAAACCUUUUUUAGUUUUUUUAAUUGGGUUAUGUCAUUUUUCUCCUUCUCACACAUGCCCACAUCCACCCCAUAUCCUCCUCUUCCUCCUCCUCUAUCCAUCUGAACCAAGGGGAAAAAAGAAACCCAGAAUCAGAUUAAGAGAGAUUCAAGAACUUUCAGCGAUCAAAAGCCCCCUUUUAGCGAUCUUUGUUUGUGUUUUCUAGAAGCUGCAUUUCGCUUGUUUCUAUAGUUGAUUCUAGCUUUGGCAAUCUAAAACAAUCUCUUAGGGGAAAGGCUCGAGGAGAUCUGAUGCAGUAUGGGUUACAUAUGUGAUUUCUGUGCGCAUCAAAGGGCGAUAGUUUACUGCCGAUCUGAUUCUGCAGCUUUGUGCUUAUCUUGUGACCGUAAUGUUCACUCUGCUAACGCUUUGUCAAGGCGCCACUCAAGAACGUUGUUAUGUGAUAGGUGCCAUUCGCAACCUGCAUUUGUUAGAUGUCCUGAGGAGAAUAUUUCUCUUUGUCAAAGUUGUGAUUAUAUGGGGCAUAGCUCAUCUGCCUCCAUUUCGUCUCGGAAGAGGCAACCGAUCAAUUGUUACUCCGGAUGCCCAACGGCUGCAGAGCUCUCAUCUAUCUGGUCAUUUGUUCUAGAUCUCCCUUCUGUAAGUGAUGCUUGUGAGCAAGAAUUAGGAUUGAUGAGUAUUGCUGAAAAUAGUGCAGUAAAUGCCUGGGGUCCUGAUGAUAAUGCUGGUCAAAAUGAUGAAACCACUGGAUUGUCAAGUUUGGAUAAAUCAAUUUGGUACGGAUCCUCUUCAGUGCCUCAAUAUUUAUCCAAGCCUCAGAUUAUGGACCAACAAAUGACUACAGAUGUAACUUCACCCAAGUUACACUGUCGUGGAACACAAGGUCCUGGAUUCGACAUUGAGGACGACCUCUUCGAGAAUUUAAAUAUGGACGAAGAUGGUUUGGAUAUUGAAAACUAUGAUGAACUAUUUGGUGUAUGUCGCAGUUAUUCCGAAGAGUUAUUAGAGAAUGGUGGUAUUGAUAGCUUGUUCAGGAUCAAAGGUAUAUCUGCUGCCAAAUCCGGUUGCCCAGAGGGGUCUUCAGUUGGGUUAGUUAACAAUAUGAUGCGGCCAGCAAGCAGUAAUGCAGCAUCUGCAGAUUCUGUGAUGAGUUCGAAGACUGAACCAAUUCUUUGUUAUAACAAUAAGCAAGAGCACUCCAGCCUGUCAUUUUCUGGCCUGACCGGAGAGAGUAGUGCCGGAGAUCAUCAAGACUGUGGAGCUUCAUCAAUGCUUCUGAUGGGAGAGCCUCCAUGGUGUCCGAUGACCACUGAGAGCUCUUUCCAGUCAUCUAACCGCAGCGAUGCUGUACUGCGCUACAAGGAAAAGAAGAAAGCUCGAAAGUUUGAAAAAAAGGUGAGGUAUGCCUCUCGCAAAGUGAGAGCCGAUACGAGAAGACGUGUCAAGGGGCGCUUUGUUAAAGCUGGAGAAGCUUAUGACUAUGAUCCGAUGAGUCAAACCAGAAGCUACUGAAAGUUAAACGUCUGGAACUCGACGGAUAGGAAAAA
This is a messenger RNA of Momordica charantia (bitter melon), 1608 nucleotides long. RefSeq names its product zinc finger protein CONSTANS-LIKE 9. NCBI's taxonomy places the organism in Eukaryota, Viridiplantae, Streptophyta, Magnoliopsida, Cucurbitales, Cucurbitaceae. The record is from RefSeq and is a predicted model, not a curated record. Gene Ontology annotation, molecular function: protein binding; zinc ion binding.